Messenger RNA from Oryzias latipes (Japanese medaka), 1922 nucleotides. Lineage: Eukaryota; Metazoa; Chordata; Actinopteri; Beloniformes; Adrianichthyidae. The record is from RefSeq and is a predicted model, not a curated record.
GGAUUCAACUACGCUGUGCGUGCGCGCUCCCGCGACAGGGGUUGCAGAUCUCGGCAGGCACGCAGUUGUCAGCAUAGGAACGGCGGUGUUUCUGUUUGUGGGAGUCGGAGCUGAAGAUUCGGAGCAGGAACCAUGUCUUCAGAACCUCAGGAAGGUUCUGUCAGCGAACAACUUUCAGCUGCUGAAGGAACCAUCGUCCAGAACGAGCAGGAGCUCUGUCGUCAGCGCAGACUGCUGGAUAUCAGCUGGAACCCGAAGCUCCAGCUCCACCUAGCAGUCCUCCCCCAGCAUAAUGCAAGUGAGGAAGAGGAUCUUUGCAACCAACAGAGGGAUUUAAGAGUGGAACAAGGGGAACCAGAUUCUCCAAAAAUUAAAGAGGAACAGGAGGAACAAGAGCCUCUACAAAUUAAAGCAGAGUGGGAAGAACAACUAUCUACACGGAUUAAAGAGGAGAAACAGGAAGAACUACAACAUACACAGAUUAAAGAUGAACAGGAGGAACAAGAAAUUACAUACAUUAAAGAAGAGCUGGAGGAGCAAGGACCUACACAGAUGAAAGAGGAACAAGAAGAACCACAACCUCUAUUGACAAAAGAAGAGUUCUACAUCAGUCAUGAUAGGGAUCAGCUUGAUCUGAAGCAGGAGACUGAUACCUUGAUGGAGAUUCCUAUUUAUGAGGAAGAUGAGAACAGUAGUCAGGAUGACGAAGGAAGCCAACAUGAAGAAUCAACAUCAACUACAGAUGAAGAGACAGACCCACAGAACAGAGAUCAGAGGAAGAGAAGAGACAUAAUUUAUGUCCAAAAUGUGGACAGCUCUCUCAUGCCAGAAGGUCGGUGUGACUCUGAUUUUAGAAAAAGCUUCAGGAAGGCAACUUUGGUUAAGAAACAAUCUUCAAACAAAAAGAGACUUUCCUCUGUAAAGUCUGGCGAAAGCUCAAGAAUCGAUAAUAAUGUCUUUGUCCACACGAGCAAUGAUUCUGAUGACACACUUCAUAUCUGUCCAGAAUGUGAUAAAAGCUUUAGUUGUGCAUCUUAUCUCAAAACACACAUGAGAACUCAUACAAAAGAAAAGUCUUUUUCAUGCGAAGAAUGUGAUACAAGUUUUGAUCGAAUAUCUAACCUCAAGAGACACAUUAGAACCCACACAGGAGAGAAGCCUUUUUCUUGUAAAGUUUGUAAUACAAGUUUUAGUCAGAUAUGUAGUCUAAAAAGACACAUGAGAACUCACAUAGAAGAGAAGCCCUUUUUUUGUAAAGAAUGUACAACAAGCUUUAGACAUGUAUCUAGUCUCAAAAGACACAUGAGAACUCACACAGGAGAGAAGCCUUUUUCGUGUAAAGAAUGUAACACAAGUUUUAGUCAGAUAUGUAGUCUCAAAAGACACAUGAGAACUCAUAUAGAAGAGAAUACUUUCUAGACAAAAAAUGUAAUUAAGAAUUAGGUGAAAAAAGUGAAUACAUAUAUUAAAGAAAACUCCUUAGGUCCCACAACAAUCUGCUAAUUAACUUCAAACACUUGCCAUGACCUUACUCAGCCUUUAAAUUGUCACUUAGUCUCAGUCAGUAGAAUAAAAUAGAUUCUAAAGCACUUUAUACAACUGUCUACUUACAAGCUGUCUGGAGAUUCUGAUUUUAUUUUUCAGCAGCACUUUGAUUAUUCCCACUUUACUAAAGGUACAUAAAUCUGCUUAUCCCCAAACAUCAGUUACCAACAAAGUCUCCUAACCUGAACCCAAUUUAAAAAAAUAAUCUAUGAACUGUGAAGAGGAAGACAAGACACCAAACCUAACAAUGAAGAUGACCUGAAGCUAUCAAGCAACCCGAGCUUUCAUUACAUGAACACGGAGCCACAGGCUGACACCAUUUUUUAGGUUUUCAUCAUACAUAAACCACUAGGAUCACAAUGUUCAAAAUAAAGGAA